GGUAAUGUUGGGGAGGGAGUGUCUCGUCCGUACGCACAGACAGCCGGGAGCAGCUGAAGCAAGAGGAGUUCUGGUAACAUUUCGCUGCAUUGCUGAAAGUGACACAUUAUCAUUUAAAACUUGAACAAUUCUAGAAUAGCAUUGUAUCAACGACAGCUAGAAUGGUAGAUCGCGAGCCACUGGUGCAGAAAGCCAGGCUGGCCGAACAGGCUGAAAGAUAUGAUGAUAUGGCAGCAGCCAUGAAAUCGGUGACAGAGUCGAACGAGGCCUUGUCCAACGAGGAGAGGAACCUGCUCUCUGUGGCCUAUAAGAACGUGGUGGGGGCGCGGCGCUCGUCCUGGCGCGUCGUCUCCAGCAUCGAGCAGAAGACCUCGGCGGACGGCAACGAGAAGAAGAUGGAGAUGGUGCGCGCGUACCGCGAGAAGAUCGAGAAGGAGCUGGAGACCGUGUGUCAGAAUGUGCUCAACCUCCUGGACAACUUCCUGAUCAAGAACUGCAACGACACGCAGCACGAGAGCAAAGUGUUUUACCUGAAGAUGAAAGGCGACUACUACCGCUACCUGGCCGAGGUGGCCACGGACGAGAAGAGGGUCGGCGUGGUGGAGUCCUCUGAGAAGUCCUACAGCGAGGCCCAUGAGAUCAGCAAGGAGCACAUGCAGCCCACCCACCCCAUACGCCUGGGUCUGGCCCUCAACUACUCCGUGUUUUACUACGAGAUCCAGAAUGCACCUGAGCAGGCCUGCCACCUGGCCAAGACCGCCUUCGAUGACGCCAUCGCUGAGCUAGACACCCUGAACGAGGACUCCUACAAAGACUCUACCCUCAUCAUGCAGCUGCUACGAGACAACUUGACACUGUGGACGAGCGACCAGCAAGACGACGAGGGUGGCGAGACCAAUAACUAGAGAGUCCCUAAAGAGACCUCCGUGUCCUGUUUCAGCCAAUACACACAACACGUCCACGCGCUCACAAAUGACAACAAACAAAAAUUAAACAGUUCUUAGAAAUUUUUAAAUGUUGGCUGGUGGAACUUUGGCAGCCAAUUUUGCCGAUGAUACAACAGCAGCUGCAGUUCUUUAUUUUUCCCAACGAAUAUAAAAAGUGAAGAAACAAUGUAAUUAAAAAGAGGAGUAGGACAGGAGAUGAGUUUAGUUUCUAGUGUCGUUAAAAAAAAAAAGGAAAAAAAAUAAUAUAUAAACCCCUCCCUUCUUGAUUGCCUCUGCAACUUUUGUCAAAACACCACUUGAGAAUGAAGAAGGUCUGUGGUCAGUGAGUCAGUCAGUCAGUCAGUGAGUAGAGUGUGGCUGUUAGAGACGACACCCUCACGCUGGCAUGGAGACCGGCAUGUUAUGUCGUUAGCUACAUGAAGUGGAGCUGCUAAUUUAACUUAUGUGGUAAGGGAGGAGGAACAUUCAAAAUUGUAAGGGGCGAUCGACGCUUGUGCAUAAAAUAAAAUUAAUAUAUAGAAUAUUAAAAAAAUAUAUAAUAAUAAUUAAUCACCUCGCAAAAAAAAAAAUAAGAGUAAUAACAGUUUCCUGAUAGGGUGAAAGAGCUAUCUUAUCUCUAGCCAGACACCUCAGACUUACCACCAUGGGAAUCUAGAAGUACGCCUCACCCUGUAAUGGUAAUCGUUGAGUGAAGUCAGUUAUUGUUUGUGGUUAUUGAACAUAACCCAAUGAUUUGUUCCCAUGAUCUCAGCAAUUGGUUUGGACCCAGUCAUCUAGAGUACUGUAACGAACGCAGGAGGAAACAAGUACAGUCCUCUCAUGCACUGAUACGCUACACAGUCAUCUAGAGUACUGUAACGAAAGCAGGAGGAAACAGACCGCCAGUACAGUCCUCUCAUGCACUGAUACGCUACACAGUCAUCUAGAGUACUGUAACGAAAGCAGGAGGAAACAGACCGCCAGUACAGCCCUCUCAUGCACUGAUACGCUACACAGUCAUCCAGACUAGAGUACUGUAACGAAAGCAGGAGGAAACAGACCGCCAGUCCUCUCAUGCACUGAUACGCUAUACAGUCGUCCAGACUAGAGUACUGUAACGAAAGCAGGAGGAAACACACCGCCAGUCCUCUCAUGCACUGAUACGCUACACAGACACAAAACAUUUUCAAGUACACGGUUAUCAUUAUUAUUACUACUCACCCCUUACCGAGGUUGUCAAGGGUGCCAUAUUAUUAGAAUAUCAAAAAUAUGCUAACACAAUGAAAAUGAAAACGCUAAAACGUACCAAAUGUAAUUAUUUUGUAGAGGGGAUCAUUUGAUAUCGUUAAAGCAACAGAAUUUUGCCCUAAAUUAAGGUACAUUUAUGUUUACAAUAAUUACUUAUUGUAGAUCUUUGAAAUGACACACAGUUGACUGGAACCACGCGCUCCACGAUACACCUUUCUUUUGGGCGCUGGCCAAUAUAUAAAAACAGUUUUGUUUUUCUUCUUUCUGUUAACCUUUUAAUUGUCAAGAAAUACAUUUGCCUAUCAUACUGUUCCUUGAGUGUAAAAUGGUGACUACUCCAAUAGCAGGGUGGCCUAGUGGUUAGAACGUUGGACUAGUAACUGUAAGGUUGCAAGUUCAAACCCCCCUCCCUACCUGACAAGGCACAAAGCUGUCGUUCUAACCCACUGUUCCCCGGUAGGCCGUCAUUGAAAAUAAGAAUUUGUUCUUAACUGACUUGCCUAGUUAAAUGAAGGUUAAAAAAAUAUAUAUUCUCCAUAUUAUAAUACUGUGCAUGCUGGUGACGUAUUUACCUACAUUAACUUGACUGCCUUACUAUGAACUUAUACUGUAGACGUGAUGUAAUUCAUAUGAACAUGAAAUGACUGGAUUUCAAUCUGAUUUUUUUUCUAUUUAUACUUUAUAGUGGAUUUGUUUGAACAUUUAUUUUCAUAUUUGUUUUUCUUUUCUCCAUCUGCUGGAAGUACACUAUACCAAAAACAGUGACUGUUAACAUUAAAUCGAUCUGUAAUGGACA
Messenger RNA from Oncorhynchus mykiss (rainbow trout), 2970 nucleotides. Its product is annotated as 14-3-3 protein gamma-1-like. NCBI's taxonomy places the organism in Eukaryota, Metazoa, Chordata, Actinopteri, Salmoniformes, Salmonidae. The record is from RefSeq and is a predicted model, not a curated record.